Messenger RNA from Neospora caninum, 411 nucleotides. RefSeq lists its product as uncharacterized. The transcript has 2 exons. The record is from RefSeq and is a predicted model, not a curated record. Gene Ontology annotation, molecular function: calcium ion binding. Bases 1 to 411 code for a protein of 136 amino acids. NCBI's taxonomy places the organism in Eukaryota, Apicomplexa, Conoidasida, Eucoccidiorida, Sarcocystidae.
AUGAAGGUCGCCUGUCGCGUCGUCUUCUGUCUCGUUUCUCUCUUUUUUCUUUCCUCUCUUUCUUCUCUUCCCUUCUCUUCUCUCUUGCUGGUUGAGGGAGCGAGUUCACAGGCACCCCCUGCCACCCAAAAAGGAAAUUCGUCCAGCCCGCCUCGCACGGCUGCAGACGACAAGGCAACCGUGCACAAAGUGGGGCGUGAACUCGACGAAGAGGACGAGACUUUCCUUCGAGAAGAAUUCAUGGAAUACGACACUAACGGAGACGGGAUGCUGGAUGCGUACGAGGUUCGAAUCACCCAUCCGGAGAUUGGGAACCAGGAACUCUUUUCUUUCUUCCGUUCCGUUGAUGCAAAUCAAGACGGACUCCUGACUCUACGUGAAUAUCGCGAAUACGUGGCGGCGUCCAUUUAA